GCGGUUUCCACGUUUAUGACUCAAUCUUUUGCAUAAAAUAAUACCCGAAAUCAAAGAAAAUUCUUUUAAUCAUAUCACAAUAAUCGAGAGAGAGUGUGAUUAAAGAGAAACUGUCACUUGCUUAUACGCCUUAAUGAAAAAUCAACCGAUAAUUGUCACUGUCAGAUUCUGUCCUAGGCUUAUAAUUAUAUCGAUUUAAGGAAAAAAAUUAUCGAAAAGUAAUUUAUAGUGUGCGAUGAGCUACAACAUCAAUAAGCAGGUACAGUCUUUCGCUGGCGGUCCUGCCAAACCAAAACGCGUAAGUGACGUCACCGCAAUGGGCACUCCUAUAUAUUCUCAGUCUGGCUCAUUUGAACAUACGAUGCAAUCUUCAACAAGCAAUGCCAAUGUCGCACCAGCUUUCGUUGGCGGUCUAGCAAAACCAAAACGCGUAAGCGACGUCAACGCAAUGGGUCCUAUAUAUUCUCAGUCUGGUUCAUUUGAACAUACAAUGCCACCUUCAACAAGCAAUCCCAAUGUCGUCCCAGAUAAUCAAUAUAUGUCAAGCGGAUUUUACGGAUUUUCUCAUCAUGGUAAUUAUCCGAAUCCACAACAGCAGCUUGAAGUACCUCAAAAUCGCAAUAUGUUAUCAAAUCAGUCUGAAAUUAUUCAGCAAGGAACGAGUACUGUCAAUUCUGGCGUCCCAGCUCAAUUUUCUGUUUUUCAACAACCGAUUGUUCAGGACAUCGCCAGGCAAUAUGGCCAGCAAUUAGCCGAUCAAGGCAAGGAAUUAGUUCAUACUCAAUUUGAAAAAUAUAUCUCUGUUACGAAGCUGAAAUAUUAUUUUGCGGUUGACAACAAGUAUGUUAUCGGCAAAUUGAAAUUGAUUUUUUGGCCUUUUGCUCAACAUAAUUGGUCUUUAAAAUAUGAUCACGAUAACCCGGUCCAACCACGACAUGAUAUAAAUGCUCCUGAUUUGUAUAUCCCGACGAUGGCCUAUAUAACUUACGUCGUUUUAGCUGGAAUGAUGCUAGGGUUCCAAAAGCGUUUCUCUCCGGAACAACUUGGUAUUCAGGCAUCUAGUGCCCUGGCAUACAGUUUAUUUGAAUUGGUCGUAUACACCUUAAUGAUAUACAUUGCCAAUAUAUUGACUACACUGAAAUCUUUAGAUUUAUUGGCACUUAGUGGAUACAAAUAUGUGUCAAUUGUUUGCAUUUUGUUGUGCAGUAUCUUAAUGAGUAAAACUGGUUACUAUAUUUCACUAAUUUAUUCCAGCGCUAGUUUAGCCUUCUUUUUGCUACGCACUUUGAAAGCCAAAGUACUGUCGGAUCCAAUUCAGACGCACGAGCCGCCUACCUAUGAUCCGUAUCGACAAAAACAACAGCAGUUUGAACACAACGUGGGACGAAAAAGAAAACUGUAUUUCCUUUUUCUUAUCACCGGGGCACAACCGGUACUGGCAUUCUGGUUAUCAUUUCAUUUGAUUUCAAAAGAUGUGGCGAGUACUGCAGCAAUGAGCUAAUGAAUAUUUGCAAAUUUAUUCCUUAAACUGUGCUCUGUUUCGAUUUAAAAAGGAUGAUGGUCAAAUAAACUAAACAAAACGUAUCAAGAAAAGAAAGAGUAAUAAUACGUAUCAAACAUUAAGUAUGUAAUAUACAAAUUUCUAACACCAGGAAAUUUGGUUUACUCUUGAUCCUGAACAUAGACACGAACAAAAUCGUCUACCAAAUUAUGGACGAGUUAUAUUUUUAUCGUCAGAAUUUUCCAAUCCAAGGCCAGAAUCCAUGCUUACAAGAAGAACUAUUGGACUGUACACUGAAAAUCAUUUUUACCGAUUUUUUGAGGAGCUAUAAGCUACCCAAAAUUAGGUCGUUAGCUACUCAAACUUUGACUUGAUCGUAAUAACGUACUUCGUCCACCUAGCAGUGAGAUGAUACUUUUCUUAUUAAACCGCAUGUGUUUUUUGCAUAAAUAUAUUUCGGUGUUUUAGUUCUCAUGACAUUAUUUUAAUGACCGUCGUAUGAGAUUUCAGUCAUUCCGACAUUUCCGUGUAAUGUCGAAACUGCAAAUAGGAUCGAAUUUGAAUUUAAACGUGUGACAAUCGAUUGAACAUUCCAUGAGAUAUCGAAGUCAGUUCCACUUUAGAGUUUACGGUUAUUUGCGGUACUUCUAGAGCCGGUAUUCAGGUACCAGCAUAACCUAAAAGGAUUCAAGGAUUUUUUUGAGAAACGAUUCGAUGCUGAAACCGGAAUUCUAAAAUCGGUGUAGCCAAAGUCAGGUAAAUUCACCUGAGAAACUGUAUAGUUUACAUUUGAUUCAAAAUGAUUAAAAAUCAGUGUAGACAUCUUUGAGAAAUCGAAGCGAGAUUUAAAUUUUUGAAUAUCUUCCGAAUCGAAAACUGAAUAUUACUAAAACUGAAAUAAGUUUAUUUGGUUAUCGACUAUCCAAAUCUGCACACCCGAUGAACCUGAUUAAUUUAUGUGAAAUAGACAUUUUUAUACUAAUCCCCUGUAUCCUCUAAACCGGAAGUUGGAUCUCCUUAUAGUUUCGUUAUAUUACUUUUUGGUGAGGAAAGGGUUCCAACAAAGACAUCAUAUUAACAAGAUAUCCAGCUCUCACAUUUUCCGAACAAAUCAUUGGCAACAUUCUUUUUUGCGAGCAUGUCGCCACCAGGCGAGUCCGCAUCGAAUCUCAUACAUAGAAGCAGGGGAGAGAAAUGUCAAAUUCGUGCGCGCCAAAAUAGCAGGGCUGCGCACUCAUACAAUUGACAUGAUAUGUUGAAUGUGAUACCGUGCGAUGGCGCUGCUGAACUGAAGAUUGAUUUCGCUCCAAGCUGACAGGGUCUGGUUCCAAUCAGCUUUACAGCCCCGUCCAAAACGUAUGCCCUCCCCGUUAAUUUGUGUCAGGCCGAAUUAGCGCAUGCACUCAUAUAAAUACCUCUUUCAAUAUGAGGAAAUUAUAUUAUUACCAGUUUUUAUUAUUUAUUGAUGUUGGUUUUCUUACCUUUGGUCAAAGUUUAUAUUCUGUUUUACCUCAAUUCCAGUGGUUCUAUUCAACUGUGUUUCGUAAGUGUCUUUUGUUGUCAUUCUACUUUUUUUCCACUCCGUACUUUUGAUGACAUGUUAUUUUGUUUCUUUAAAUGUAAAAGUUAGUUGUAUGCAGUGAUGUUUUUGUUCUUACCAAUAUUCCAUUUCGUGCCUUAGAUAGUGUUCAUAAAAUGUUUUUCGUAUUGAAUUUCUUGUUCCUCAUCCAGUCAUUUCCAAAACAAAGUUUUUUAUAAAGACAUCUUUGUAAGGCCGCUCAUCAUGGUUUGACGGAUAAGAACUGAGGACAUGCGUUUUUAAUUACAUUUUAUUUUUAUCACUUGGGUUUAAUUAGUAUUACACCCAAACCUCCAUUUACGAACCUUAUAUAUGUAUGUAUGUAUGCUUACACACUCACUCGUUUUCGUAUAUGUGUAUAUAUUUAUACAUAUAAAUGAUCGCUUUUACUUCACCAAUAUUUAUAUGUAUUAGGAAAUACAAAUAUUUGCACACAUGCGUACGUAUAAUAAUACAUAUAUAAGUUACGUAAAUGGAGGUUUGGGUCAAAGACAUCAUAUUAACAAGAUAUCCAGCUCUCACAUUUCCCGAACAAAUCAUUGGCAACAUACUUUUUAGCGAGCAUGCAGCCCUCAGACGAGUCCGCAUCGAAUCUCAUACAUAGAAGUAGGGUAAAGAAAUGUCAAAUUCGUGCGCGCCAAAAUAGCAGGGCUGCGCACCCAUACAAUUGACAUGAUAUGUUGAACGUGAUGCCGUGCGAUGGCGCUGUUGAACUGAAGAUUGAUUUCGCUCCAAGCUGACAGGGUCUGCUAGAAUGGAUCUAACGACUGCUGCACAAUAAUCUGUCAGACAAUCCGGAAGGCAUAUGCAAGAGUGAUUGCAUAUUAUGCGAAAAUGGGACAUUUAUUAAGUUGAAUUAUAACAAAUAAUUUGCGUUGAAAUAUUACUUUAAUAGAUGGAUUGAAAUACAAA
Molecule: messenger RNA, 3992 nt
Organism: Malaya genurostris
Lineage: Eukaryota; Metazoa; Arthropoda; Insecta; Diptera; Culicidae
Gene: Yif1
Product: protein YIF1B-A
Exons: 5
Coding region: 236-1501 (421 amino acids)
Biological process (GO): endoplasmic reticulum to Golgi vesicle-mediated transport
Cellular component (GO): endoplasmic reticulum membrane; endoplasmic reticulum-Golgi intermediate compartment; Golgi membrane
Source: RefSeq, a predicted model, not a curated record